This is a messenger RNA of Rotaria sp. Silwood1, 1251 nucleotides long. NCBI's taxonomy places the organism in Eukaryota, Metazoa, Rotifera, Eurotatoria, Philodinida, Philodinidae. The record is from the annotation of a GenBank genome assembly.
AUGAGAGCUAUUCAGGAAGAAGAGUAUAAUGAAUUGGCUUUACAUGGUCCAUUCCAAAUUGAUGUUGGCCAAUUCUACCGUGAUGAACUAGCUCGAGCAAUUGCUAAUAUAAAGAAAGAUUUUGAAACACUUGCACGUGCACGAUAUCAGGAAUGGGAAGGUGUAUCUACUGCAACAGUCACAAAAACACGUGAAAUUGCUCUAGUAUGGUCGAACUCGUCCACUGCUGAUUUUUCUGCGAUUGAUUCCAAAGCAUCGUCUGUCUUGCAAUGGGCAGAAAGUGUUAAGGUUACCACAGGCAUGAUCUCACUUCCAACUACAUUCAUUGGUCCUAAAGGAUGUAGUGGUGUAUCGUUUUCAGUUGUUUAUUACACGGCAAAUGAGAGAAUCAUUAUUGAAGCAAGCAUUACUACUGAUCAAUUCAAUUUUUACAAUUAUGGACAAUAUCAAUUGACGAUCUAUUAUCCGAAUUCAAAAACUGUUAUUGGUACAUGGACGAUUCAUAUUGAACCCAAAGGUGACAUUUGCAUGCCAAAGCAAUAUAUCAUUCAUGAUUCGAUUAAUAAUGUCAUUGCUGACACUACAGUUCAACUUCUCUUGAAUGACCAAGUUGUUUUUACCGGCACGAGUGAUAAAGUCGGUAUUGUGAAUCUACCUCGAAAUCUAUCGAAUAAUUGUUAUGAUGUCGUGAUUAAUACACAUAAAGCUCAGUAUAAAAUUGCAAAAUUUCAACGAAUCGUAUUUCAAAAUAGAGGGGCAGAAUCGGUUACUUAUUUUAUCUAUCGACAAAUGCAGAGUGAUGAAGUUGAAUUCUUGCUAACAUGGGGUGAACAACUAAGUGAUCUCGAUUCUCAUGUGUAUGUUUCGGAUGGACGGCAUGUAUUUUUCUCACGAAAACAAGAACCAAACGUGUCUCUCGAUUACGACUGUAGAGAAGGUGGUGGGCCCGAAACUAUUAAAGUGAAACUUGAACCAAAUAUGAAAUAUGCUUAUGCCGUUCAUAGAUAUAGCAAAGAUGGAGAACUAGCAAAAUCCGAUGCUACUGUUACUAUCAGUACCAACGAAGAUUCAAACUCGGAUUUUCCCUUUACAGUUGUUCGAGUUCCAUAUGUUAAUCAACCAGAUGCGAACUUUUGGAUAGUUUGCCAGAUUGAUGGAACAACAAAGAAAUUCAAAUUUUUCGAUAAAGCAUUCGAAAAUAGCGACGAUUGUAACACUGAUGAAUUUAUACGAAAGUUUUUCAAUGCAUAA